AUGAAAGACCACUACGACUACGCCGUCGACCCCCGCGAUCUGACCAAACGUCUCAAUCGCAUCCAGAAGUCGCACUCUACGCCCAACGAUGGAGACCACGUCUCCCGACUCCCCCGACACCCUGGACGCGCAGAAGGAACCACCGCCUCCUCCCCGACCGCAUCCCUCUCGCAACUCCCUACCUUCCGCAAAUCCGCUACCAUGUCGACGACCUCGUCUGCCUCAACGCAAUUCUCAGGCAUGCGCGCGUGCUCCUCUGCGCACGAGAGCAAAGCCAGCGCCGAGGUCCGCAGAGGCAACUUCUCGAAGCCAAGGGCCGGCAGCGCGAGGAGGAGGUACAGCGGUGGGAGCGAAGGCGCGAAGAGUGUGCCUGAGUUUCAGUACUACGGCCGGCAUGCGAACUCGUGGCUUUUCAAUGACUGGAGCCUCAGUGACAGUGUUAAGAAGGGGUGGGGCAGGGUGUUUAAGGGGAGGGAGUGA
Molecule: messenger RNA, 480 nt
Organism: Paraphaeosphaeria sporulosa
Lineage: Eukaryota; Fungi; Ascomycota; Dothideomycetes; Pleosporales; Didymosphaeriaceae
Exons: 2
Coding region: 1-480 (159 amino acids)
Source: RefSeq, a predicted model, not a curated record